This is a messenger RNA of Cuscuta epithymum, 1581 nucleotides long. The record is from the annotation of a GenBank genome assembly. Lineage: Eukaryota; Viridiplantae; Streptophyta; Magnoliopsida; Solanales; Convolvulaceae.
GUUAAUUACUUAAUUAGCAUUCUUGUUACAUUUUUCAUUAUACUAAUUAAAAUACUUCACAUUUUAUUUAACUAGUUGUUAGUUUGUUACAUUUGUCACUAUACUAGUUAACUACUUAAUUAGCAUUGUUGUUACAUUUUUACUUGUACUAGUUAUUUACUUCAAAAGUUGCUAUAAUUUUAAUUGUAGAGACACACAUUAAUUCUACUUUGCAAAAAAUUAGUUUGAAGUAUUAAUUAAAAUAGUUUUAAUUAGUUGCAUUAGUUUGGUAUCCAUUAUUAUAUUUGUUGUGAAUUAAUAUUUGUUACAUUUUUUAGAUGGAAGGUGGUAGAUAUUCGGUUGAUUUGGGUAACCUCCAACGCAAUCGAAGAAACGAGAUUGGGAGGAAGAAAUCCCGCAAAGGUAAAGAACUUGCCGGGUCUUCAUCUCAAAGUCGAGAUGAUUUUGAAACGGGUUACCAAAGGCGAGAUGGAGAUGCGAUGUCCGAAGAACAACUCCAACAAGAAUUGGCCCGACAUAAUAACCGCUUUCUACAACAACAACAAAUGCCGACGACCAUUGACGAAGAGGAGCUUGAGGAUGAAGAUGCGGAGGAAUUGGAACCGGAGACGGCCGAGGAGGAGGGUGCCGGCAGCCACGACGCCGACGCGCCUGCCUCAUCCCAAACCGCCACCGGUAAUAAAAAAAGUAAGUCUGAACUAAUGAAAAAUAAUUUUGAUAAAUGGAAGGACCCACAAACCGGCUAUUGGCACGCAACUUGCAAGUGGUGCAACAACAAUUAUAGUUUGGGAACCUCCGGCGGAUACGGAUCCGCCGCAAGGCAUCUUAAGGCAAAGCACCCCGUGGAGUAUGCAAAAUUAGGCGGCGGAACGGGGAAGCAAACUCAAAUAUCGAGGUUUGCGAAUUCUCAACCUUUUGGUAAUUUCGCCUACAAUGAUGCACAAAAUUUGACUGGUAUGGCUAACUUAAUUUGUGAAGAAAAUUUGCCUUAUUUGUUUUCUGAAAGUCUUGCUUUAAAAGAUUAUGCACAAGGUAGUUUAAAUCCUCAAUUUAGAAAUUAUAGUCGCAAAACUGUUAAGAAAGAAAUAAUAAGGCUUUAUAAUGCGGAAAAGGAAAGGUUACAAAAUUUUUUUGCAAACUUUGAUGGGCGUGUUACUAUUUGUUCUGACAUAUGGGAGGAUGAUUUUCAUCAUUUAUAUUAUUUGGGUCUGACUGCACAUUAUAUUGAUGAGGAUUGGAAUAUGCAUAAACGUGUUCUUGCUUUUCGUGAAUUUAAUGAUCGUCACACCGCUGAACAUAUUUAUAUUUUGAUUGAGCGUAUUUUAAUUGAGUAUAAUUUGAUUGAUAAGGUGUUUGCUAUUGGUUUCGAUAAUGCUACUAAUAAUACUGCUGCUAUACCUAGAUUGCGUGAGUUGUGUGGUGCCAAUUCUUUGAUGGGUAGAUUUUUUCAUCAACGGUGUGCAUGUCAUGUUAUAAAUUUAUGUGUGCAAGACGGUUUAAAAGCGUUAGGAGAUUCCAUGGAGGUAAUAAAGGGGGGGGUUAGACGUAUUUGGGGUAAUGGUCAACUUAGAUUAAAAUGGC